Messenger RNA from Nothobranchius furzeri (turquoise killifish), 2427 nucleotides. Its product is annotated as serine/threonine-protein kinase pim-1-like. Lineage: Eukaryota; Metazoa; Chordata; Actinopteri; Cyprinodontiformes; Nothobranchiidae. Gene Ontology annotation, biological process: protein autophosphorylation; negative regulation of apoptotic process; regulation of mitotic cell cycle. The record is from RefSeq and is a predicted model, not a curated record. Gene Ontology annotation, molecular function: protein serine/threonine kinase activity; ATP binding. Gene Ontology annotation, cellular component: cytoplasm.
AAGAUUUUGGUAAAAACAGCUUUAAAUAAAAGGGUCUUCAGCUGUUUUUUAAUGGUUACCAGACUGUCAGUACUACAUAAGGUUAAAGGAAGUUCAUUCCAAAGCCAGGGUGCAACAACCUGGAAGGAGCGAUCUCCUUGACUUUUAAAUCUGGUCUUUGGAACUUCUUGGGUCGGAUCAGAAGAAACAAAAAAGGAUAUAAUCCUCGGGUGGAGAGCACUAAGGGCCUUGCCAAAAAGCAGCAUCAGCCUCGUCUUUGCCCUUUCCCUUGACUUUGCCCUUUUAGAACUUUGCUUUAUGACAUCAUCAUCUUCAUCAUCAUCAUCAUCAUCAUCAUCUCCAUCAUCACGUGAUCAUAAGAUCAUAAGCGGAUUCUACAGGCAUUCAGUUCUCAGUGACGCACCGUCAGAGACAGUCGUGUUUGCUCGUUGUUCGAUAGUGUUUCAACUUAUCGUCUACGUGUUAUUUAGCAUUAUGGGAGACUCUUUUGCACACAAGAGUUACUCUUCAGCUCUGGUUAAAGAUUCAGAGACUUAUAUUAGCAUGGAACAACCGCAUUUGUCAGAGAAUCGUGGUUUAGUUUCAGCAACCAAACGGAAAGCCGUUUCAGACCCUGGACCUCCCACAAGAAGGAUUAAGGUUUCUGAUGAAGGCAAACUCUCUGCAAACAACCAGAAGAUUACACAAAUUGACAAAUUCACAAAGAAAUCCAUUUCCUUUGAUGUUGAGGGAUCUGAAAAUCCAGACAAGGAAUGCAGAUAUUUGGUUCCUGAGAAAGGAUCGUCUUCUGCCAAAAGGAAAGCUGUUUUUCAUCACGAACCUCCCACAAAACGGUCUAGGGUUUCAGGUGAAGGCAGCGUCUCCAGACAUAACCUGGAUGAGACAUCCAGAGUCUCAAAGAGGUCACUCUCACCAGAUGGUGAGGGAUCUGGAAGUCCAGCAAAGAGAAUCAGACUGUCUGAUUCUGAGAGUCCCUCGCCUUCAGCCAAAGAUCAGUUCGAGGCAAAAUACGAGCAAAAAGAUCAGCUUGGAAAGGGAGGCUUUGGAUUUGUUUAUGGUGGCUACCGCAGGGCAGACAAUUUACCUGUGGCAAUCAAACAUAUACCAAAGAAAAAUGUAGUCUGGACAGAUACGGACGAGAACGGCCAGCAGCUCAGCAUUGAGGUAGCCGCCAUGCUAAAACUCCGGACAGAAUCAGCUGAUUCGGUGGGGAAGUCCGCUCCAAUUUCCCUCCUGGACUGGUACGAUUUCAACCAGGAACAGAUUCUAGUGUUGGAGAGACCAGUGCCUGCAGUGGACCUCUCACAGUUUAUUAAAAAUAACAAAGAGCCCCUACAGGAGAAUCAGGCUAAAACAAUUAUUAAACAGCUGGUUGAUGCCGUCAAACAUCUGGAGGACACCAACAUCUUCCACAGAGACAUCAAACCACGAAAUAUUCUGAUUGAAACAGGAUCAGAAAUCCCGCGACUGCGACUGAUUGACUUUGGAGUGAGUUGUUUCACCAACACAGAAUAUGAAAACGGCCGGUUCUACGGCACAGCGAAACACGUCCCUCCUGAGUUUAUUUCAGAACGCAUUUAUAAGGCAGGACCAGCAACCGUGUGGCAGGUGGGAGUUGUUCUCUAUGAAAUGCUCCACGAAAGUUUGUUUGACUCAAAAAAGUUUUUCAGUAACAAACUCAGAAUCAGGACGGACCUCUCUCCAUACUGUACGAACUUCCUAAAGAGCUGUUUCUGUAUAAACCCAUGGUGGCGUCCCACCUUAAAGCAGCUCCAGCGUGACCCUUGGCUUUGGUUAAACAGAAACUAAAGUCUUCAAAGCUCUGGACCCAAUUCAACCGGCACCAAGCUAGAUCCCUCCUAACUCAGACACCUCUCAACCCCUAACAGAGUCACCUAUCAUCUCCUACAUUUCCCUCAACCCACUGCAGGACUGAGCCCAAAAAAAGGCCCUGGCAGUGCACCAUAACUGUUUAUAUGAUAGGAUAUGCAAAGGCACACAACACACCAGAGAAUCAGCAUGUUGUGUUAGUAACCAGAAAGAGGAAAAUAAACAGCUGGAUCAAGAAAAGUCUGUCAAACCCGACCCAGAGAAGAAAGUUGAGGUGAUUCCUGCACCUCUCCCUCUGGAAAACCAGCGGAAACGUCAGACAACGAAGGGAACAUCCUUCAAAAGGAAACAGGAGAGAGAAAGUUAGUCAGCGAGAAAAUGUUAGAAAAAAUAUAAAUUCUCAAGCAGCAGGUGGAAAAAGCCAGAAACCAAAAUCCAAAUGGAAAAUGUUAGAAUGGUUUAGUUCGAAUAUGCAGAUUUCAGCCUGAGACAGGCUGUUAUUUGCUGCUUUACUGUGGCUUUAUCUGCUAUUACAUAUUAUUACUUAUAAUAAAUUAUAAUUUUAUCCAAUUGAUUAAAAAAAAAAAAAAAAAAAAA